UAUUUUUGUAGAUUCUUUGUUUCAGUUUUUUUUCAUUUUCAAUCGCUCGCUUAGAUCCCUAAAUUUUGUUUUUAAUUAGCUGGCCAGUGUCAAACAUAUAACACUUUACCGACAUUUACCAACUUAUUAUUUUAACCAUAGAAACGUUUUUCUAUUAUUUAAUCUUUUAGCGUUAAAAAAAUAUAUCAAAUAAUUAAAAUCAUAAAAAGUAGAAGUAGUUUUGUAGUUUGCUCCAUAAAAAUUAUUUCAGCAACAUUACGUUACAAAAAAUUAAAAUUUCCAUUCUUUUAAAAUGUCUUAAACAAAACAUAGUAUAAUAAAGCAAGUAAAUAUUCGAAACUUAGGCUAUGAGAACGAAACAAUCUACCAGUCUGCCGCCAAUCACCAAAAGUAAAUAUUAGACGAAGUAUAUUGAUGAUGUCGAAGAUGAUAAAGAAGUGUGGAAAUCCAUAAGGCAACUUAUAAUAAUCAAGUACACAGCUUUUAGACUCGUUGACAAUAGAGAUAUUUCUCUUGACUCUUAAAUUUUCACAAAUUCUGUUCACAUCUAUAGUUGUCAUCUGUACUUAACUGUCAUUUAGACGAUGAAUUUGAUUAUAGUUGAUUGGUAAUGAACUCUGUAAGACGUACAUAAUUCUUUAUUAGUUAACUUGAGGAUAGAAAUUAACGUUUAUCGUAGAAGGCUGAAGUUCUCUUGAAGCUAUCAUUAUCCACUCUUACUUGAACAAAGGCAACAUAUUACACAUUGUGCCUAUUGCAUCUGGUAAUAACUGAGUUGACAAUUUCUCACACAAGACACAUCGAGAUACAUGAAAAAUAUGAAAAACUGAAGAAUGAUUUAAUAGAGGAAGUACAACAGUGGUUAUCUAACCUAAAGAAAUAUUCCAACAUUAAUUGAAAAAUGAAUGGAAAAUUUAGCACAGUUGAUGUAAAUAUUCACCACAUGUUAUAUGCUUGAGUUGAUUCAUAUAAAUUCAAGGAUUAAAUCUUGGAGAAGAAAUCUGUCCUCAAACAUAGUUGAAAGAUGUUAUGUAUAACCGAGACAAAAGUACAAAUAUUUUCACAUAUUUAUGUCAGAUAAAAUAGACUGUAUUAUCAGUAAGUUUUGAUCUCCUGACUAUUCAGUAGUCUAGCAUGUUAAUCACAGUGUCUCUUUGCCUUCUAACCACACAAUUUAUUUUCACAAAAUUAUAUAGUAAUAAUAAAAAGGAAUAAUAUUUUAUGACUGACAAAUCACAUUAUGGAGGAGAGACUGUCUGAGAAUCGGGUUUAUAAGGAAACACAAUGUGAGAAUAAUGAGUUUUCUCACCAAACUGAAGGAGAUGUAGGGAAGAAAUCAUACCACUGUGACAUCAAAGGAAAGACAUUCAUGAAAAGUAAGGACCGCAAUGAAGACAAACCAUUUCAAGCAAGUUCAAAUGUUUACUGUUCUAAAAUAUGUGGUAAAGGAUUCAUCAGAAGUUGUUCUGUAUCUCCACAUCAGUGUACUGAGACAUGUGAGAAACAAUAUCACUGUGGUAUAUGUGGUGAAGCAUUUUCUUGGAAUGAAGAUGAACAUUCAGCUAGUCAUGUAUGCACUCAUACAGGGGAAAAAUCAUACUGUUGUGAAUUCUGUGGCAAAACAUUUGCUUAUAUUGGAAUUGCAAAUACCCACAAACGUACACACACAGGUGAGAAACCAUUCCACUGUGAUAUCUGUGGGAAAGUAUUCUCUCGUAAGGGUAUCUUAACUGUUCACAAACGUACACACACAGGUGAGAAACCAUACCACUGUGAUAUCUGUGGUAAAACAUUCUCUCGUAAUAGCCAAGUGAUUGUUCAUAAGCGUAGUCAUACAGGUGAGAAACCAUACCAAUGUGAUAUCUGUGGUAACAAAUUUUCUAUGCAUGUACAUUUAGUUAAUCAUAAACGUACUCACACAGGAGAAAAACCCUUCCACUGUGAUAUCUGCGGUAAAACAUUCUCUCGUAAUGCUGAAUUAACUAUUCAUAAACGCAGUCAUACAGGUGAGAAACCAUACCAAUGUGAUAUCUGUGGGAAAACAUUCCCUCGUAAAAAUACUUUGACUAUUCACAAACGUACUCACACAGGGGAGAAACCAUACCACUGUGAUAUAUGUAGUAAAACAUUUUCUUGUAAUAGUGACUUGACUGUUCACAAACGUAUUCACACAGGUGAGAAACCAUACCAUUGUGAUAUCUGCGGUACAACAUUUUCUCGUAAUGAUAAAUUAACUAUUCACAAACGUAGCCAUACAGGUGAGAAGCCAUUUUCCUGUGAUAUCUGUGGUAAAACAUUCUCUCAGAAGCCUAGUUUAACUUCUCAUAUACUUACUCACACAGGUGAGAAACAGUACCCUUGUGAUAUCUGUAGUAAAAGUUUUUCUACAAAUUCUAAUUUAACUAUUCACAAACGUAUUCAUACAGGUGAGAAACCAUACCAUUGUGAUAUUUGUGGUAAAAAGUUUUCUCGCAAUUUUCAUUUGACUAGACACAUAAGCAUUCACACAAUUUAAAAACUAUAAUACUAUAAAAUCUGAUAAUUCAGUUUCUAAUGAUGGUAAAUCGACUGUUCAUAUACCUACCUACACAAGUAAGAAACCUUCGUUUCUUACCUGUGAGUUGCUUUGUGAAAAUAUUCCCUUAAUUGUUCAUAUAUAACUUGAGAAUUGAUACCACAGGGAAUUCUGUGGUCAAACAGUCUCUCAGAAUGUUAAUUUGACUUGAUAGACAUAUUUACAUCAUCCAUAUCAUCAUUGUUAUUGUUUCAAUGCCAGAUUUACCAUGCUUUCAUGGGUCAUAUCGAAUUCAUUGAUCAAAUUUUCUAUGGCUGGAUGCCCUUGUUUUCACUAACCCUCACCUGUUAGUAUUUCAUCAUGGCUGGACAUGUUUUCAUGGAAGAUUGGAAAUGAAAGACACCACUUGUAUGAUAGUAGUGCUUGUUUGUAAUUGACACCAAAUGUCCAGACAAGUAGAGACACACACAUAUGCAUAUGUAAAUAUAUAAUAAUCUUCCAGUUUCUAACUACCAAAUCCACUCAUAAGGCUAUCGUAGGUUUGGAGUUAUAGGAGAAAACACCUGCUCAAUGUGUCGCAGUGGGACUGAACCCAAAACCACCGUGUAAUAAAUCAAACCAUUGAGUAAGCAUUUCCCUGAUAUCUAUGGUUAAGUUAUUUGAAAGAUUAGGUUGGUUAAUCACAAAUUAAUCCACUCAGGUAAAAAAGCAAACCCUUGAAUUCUAUGGGUAUACAUUGCCUCAGAAUGCUCAUUCAGUACAUGAUAUAUUCAUGUAUAUAAUAACCAAACCAAUGUGAGAUUUGAGGGAAAACAUUAUCUCAGUACUAAUUUAAUUAGUCACAAAUAUACUUAAAACUCAAACUUCAUUGAAAAAUAUUAUCACAAAAUUAUAUCAAACCACAGAAAAGUAGUUGGGGAGAUGUACUUCAGUAGAAUAUUUAUCAUCAUCAUCGCUUAAUGUCCACUUUCCCAUGCUUAUAUGGGUCAAAUAGAACUUGUUGAGGCAGAUGCUCUUCCUGUCGCCAACCCUCACUUGUUUCCAAGCAAGGUAAUAAUUUCCCCGUAGCCAGACAUGUUUUCAAGGAAGACUGGAAAUGAAGGACACCCUUUGUAUGCUGGUGACACUUGUCUACAACCAUUGUGAUGUCCAAACAAGUGGACACUAACACACACACACACACAUUUAUGAUAGACUUUCAGUUUCCAUGUACCAAAUGCACUCACAUGGCUUUGGUUGACUCAGGGCUAUAGAAGAGACACUUGCCCAUGGUGCCAUGCAAUGGGACUGAACCCAAAACCAUGUAGUUAGAAAGUAAAUUAAAUUACAUGGCUCCCACCCUCUGGGAAAAUGGCUAAUGUGAGAAUUUAUGCAUUUUGAUUGUGAAAUACUAUAUCAUUUCAGAAAUUUUUGUCAUAUUUGUAAUUUUAUUGGAAAAUUACAAAUACACAGCUGUCAUAUUUAGCAUCAAUUAUUCUUAUAAGUUUGUCAUGCAACACAUCUCUAGGGGUGAGAACCUUUUUGAAAACAUCCACACACUGAUCUUUUCUUCUCAUUAAAAUAUAUAUUUUAUAUUUUUCAAGUGAUUAAAUUUUAACUUUUAUGAAAGACAGUAAUUUCAAUUUAAUUAUUUAAACCUUGUCUCAGAAUCUGCAUUUUAUACACACACACAGAGUUUUAAAAUUAGCAUUAGAAAUAUUUGGUUGAUAUGUUUCCUAAUUAUUUAUUUGAGAAUGAUUUGAUUACAAACUCACAAUUAUCAGUUUUGCUGCUACGAGCAUUUAAAAAUUCAUUGUAAGUGCUUUUUUCUGUGAUUUAAUAAUACUGGAAUUAUGUUUGGUGGGUGCUUAUGUUCAUAGCUGCCUUUUAUUCUCUAUUAGAGUUUGCCAAAAUAUAUUAUCCUCUAUUUAAGACACAUACAAAAACAGUAGAAAUAAUGAGUUGCAGUUAACUUGGCAAAGGCAGAGGUCAAGAAACUAAAUUUACCUCAGUUAUAAAGACUGUGAGAACUUCUAUAAUUUCUGUUUAUAUAUAUCAGAAAAGGAUCAAAAGCCCUUCAUGAGCCAUAAGCUCAUAAGGCUAGUUUCCCAGAUUCUAUUGCGUAUACAUUCCCCACUGGAUGGACACCAGUCCAUUGCAGGGUUUCUCAUUUUAGCAGUUGAGUGGACUAGCACAAUAUGAAAUGUGUUUUGCUCAAGAUUCUAAUGCAUUGCCCACUCCAGUGAUUGAAAUCACGAUAAGUUUUCUUAGAUACCAAUUCAAUUAAUAAACAUUAAAAGCUGAUUGAGCAACUACUUUUAAACUAAGUGUAUAGUUGGAUGAAAUGGUGAUUGUAAUGGAACAAAAUAUAGGUGGGCAGGGCAAUAAGGAAUAUUUACUGCAUUUUUGAUUUUAAGAAAAAAGAAUUUUUUACAAAUGUUCGUUACCUUACAAAAACUGUAUCAGCUAAGCAAAUGUCAUUCUCUAUAUGCAUUAAAAAAAUUUUCAUAAAAUUAUCGCCAUUCUCUUUGAGCUUAUAAAAGACAAAUUCAGCUGGGACAAAAUGAAUAAGCCAAGAUAAGUCAAAUUUGCGUCUUCAGUUUUCCAGAAUAACAUUUGUAAAACGAUUUAUAUAUGUCAAUAUUCUUAAACAUCAGAAAGAUCAGAAAUGCUGCAAAAUUUUAAAAUAUUUAAGUCAUGAAACUGGAUCAUGGAAAAAUGGUACCUGAUAUGGAAUUAACAAAACUUGACUAAAUCUAAAAGUUCAACAUAAGAUAUUCUCUAUAACUUCACAAUCUGCUUGAGUGGCUCUCUUCCCAAUACAUUUACACAUCAGGAAAUUAAAGAAAAUAAAUUAUUGAAAUUAGUCAUCACUCAUUUUGCUCCAUUUUAGACAUCAUCUUUUGAAAAUUAUUAAAUUAAACAUUAGUGUAGAAAAAAUUGAUUUGGAAUCCAACAGAGAAAAGAAUAUUGAUUGUUAGGCACCAAAAAUUAUCCAAGUAUUUUAUUAGGAACCUCAAUUACAACUGGCUCAAAUUUGAGGAAAAAUUUCUUGAAAAAAAAAGUACCUGACUUUGUUUCAAAUUCUCAACUUCAGCAACAACUAUGCUGACCAGUUUUUACUCCCAAGGAUAAUGCAACAGUACAAAAUGAUGAUGCAAUACUUGCAAUGUAAUGGUUUCAAACAGGUAAGGGGAAAAUAACGAGAAAUCAGAAAUUACGCAUUUUACCCCAGUUACCAAUCUUGCCCACAACCACCGCAAUUAAGAAUGAAGUGAAGAUGAUUUAGAACAUAAAAAUAAAUCGGAACCCGAGCAUGGCCUCAGACUCUGGCCAAAAGAAUCAUAGUUCAGUUUUAAUUUAAAAGUGAGAAAGAUAUAAUAAAAGUCUUCAAGCUGAUUCAUCAUCAUCUGGUCAAGCUUGCUUGGACAUUUUUAACCCAUGCACACCAUCUAUCUUGGUCCUGCAUUAGUUGAGGAAGGCAUUCAGUGUCGCUGGUGAGUUGAUCUACAUACAUUGUAUUCAGACCAACUCAAGUACGAUCAGCACCUGUUUAGCUCACUAGCAAUGACCUGCAAAGUACAAGCAGAUCUCCAUACAGCUGUUUAUUGGCGAGAUGUGUUCCCCAAGAUAUGUUUAAGACUGCUCUUAAUAUUUGGGUGUAAGUUCCAUCUAACUUGGAUGCCAGUUUCUCAAUAAGCAUCGGGCUGUUGCUCCAUAUAAAAGGACUGAGUCUACUAUUUAUUGGAAAAAAUUCCUCCUAAAGUUGUCUGACACGGUUGAUUUUUCAGAUAACAUCCAGUUUGUUUAAGGUCAACCAUGCUUUGGCUGUCCAUGUUUUUACAUCCUCUUCAGUUGAGGCUUUCUCAGAACGGAUGUGCAUGAAAUCAUCAACUUGACUGAUAGUAUCUCUGCUGCUUUUGGUGAUGGAUCCUUGUUGAACAGUGCCUUAAACACUGAGUCUUACAAUACUUUUGAAGGAGUGAACAGUGACCACAAAAUUUCGUCCUGUCUCACAUACAACUGGUCAGUUUUAACGAACAACAGUGACCAUAAAAUUUCAUCUUGACUUGCAUAUGACUAGUCAGUUUUAACAAACAACAGAGAAAUCUGCAAUCAAUACACCAUAGCAGUUAGAAACAGAUUUGAGCUACUACAAAAUGAAAUUAAAGAAAACCCCUACAACACAGCAUACAAUAAUUUUGUAAUGUGUCACACAGAAGUUGCAAAAAAAAAAAAAGGCCAUCAGACUAAGAACUAACAAACGACUUCCCUAGGAUGACCUAGAGAAAGCACCUCCAAGCUAACAAGCACAAUACUGAUGAGAAACCUCAAUACUUUUAGUCUAUGCUGCUAACAUUAUUUAUAUAUCUAACUCUUGCUAACAAUAUAAGUAGCAUACUCUGCUUAGGCAUUAGAAACCACGAAAGAAAAGAAACAAGGACUUAUAGAAAACCUGCAACUAAGAGAUAAAUUUGUUUGUCAGAUCUGAAU
Messenger RNA from Octopus bimaculoides (California two-spot octopus), 6988 nucleotides. RefSeq lists its product as uncharacterized. Gene Ontology annotation, biological process: regulation of transcription by RNA polymerase II. The record is from RefSeq and is a predicted model, not a curated record. NCBI's taxonomy places the organism in Eukaryota, Metazoa, Mollusca, Cephalopoda, Octopoda, Octopodidae. Gene Ontology annotation, cellular component: nucleus. Gene Ontology annotation, molecular function: DNA-binding transcription factor activity, RNA polymerase II-specific; RNA polymerase II transcription regulatory region sequence-specific DNA binding.